AUGCGCACUCAUAAUGGAGAACGGCCAUUCCUGUGCCCAGAAACUGGCUGCGGGAAACAGUUCACAACAGCUGGAAACCUGAAGAACCAUCUCCGCAUUCACACUGGUGAGUGGUGGCAGCGGCCGCUAAAUCUAGGCUUGUGGUUGACUGUUUUACUGAUGAUUUGUCUUCUCUCAGGAGAGAAGCCAUUUGUGUGUGAGAUGGAGGGGUGUGGCCGAUCGUUUGCCGAGUAUUCCAGCCUGCGUAAACAUCAGGUCGUCCAUUCAGGUAAAGACUUUCUAUGA
Molecule: messenger RNA, 285 nt
Organism: Staurois parvus
Lineage: Eukaryota; Metazoa; Chordata; Amphibia; Anura; Ranidae
Source: the annotation of a GenBank genome assembly